Molecule: messenger RNA, 5694 nt
Organism: Cotesia congregata
Lineage: Eukaryota; Metazoa; Arthropoda; Insecta; Hymenoptera; Braconidae
Source: the annotation of a GenBank genome assembly
AAGGGGUACUAUCAUCAUGUGGGAGGCUCAGCUUCGAUACCCGGUGGCUCUCGCAGACUUGGCCCUCACAAUGGACAUCAUGUCACCGGCUCUGGCACGAUAACCACCGAAUUUAAUGGUCACCAUCCACCGCGAGAGCCCCGAAAAGAAGAAAACACCCUUGUAAGACGGAGCUUCCGGAGAAGUGGGGAUGAAUGGCGCGCCGACAGUCGGAGGUUCACUGAGAGAAGGGGGAAAAAGACAGUGCGUUUUGACGGUGGGACCAAUGUUGCCGGCGAACAAGAGGAUUGGUCUUGGGAGGCUGACCGACAGGGUAGUCAAGAUAGCGCCACCAAAGAUUCCGGUAUAGACACCUCGAGUACCUUCACGAGCAGUGAAGACAGCAACCGAGGUGACUUACCCAAGCAAUCUCAGGCGAGCAGCGACGGCCAGAAAAUAAUAGUCCACAUGAUUCUCCGUAAAUCCGCUGGACCUGGAAGUAUAUUGGGCCUUAAAGUUGCUGGCGGACAAUUAUUGGAUGACGGUAGAAUAGGUGCUGUGAUUGAAAAAGUCAAAGAGGGCACACCCGCGGCUGUUGAUGGUCAAUUGAGACCAGGGGACGAAGUGAUCGAUUGGAACGGGCACUGCCUUCAAGGGAAAAGUUCCCAAGAAGUAGCGAACAUAAUCGCGGAGUCGCGGGACGAAAAUCAAGUGGAACUAAUUGUCGGGAAAAACCACCCCGACGCAACAAAUAAUUCAAUAACCUGUAGUAAUUUACCCUCUGCAACAACGACGUCAAUGGUACCACAGAGACGCAUCGCUGCGCAAGCCCAGUGGCGGCAAACCCACGAAACCAUGCCUAUUUUGCAGCAGCCUCAUCACAGAGCGUGUAACAGACUGAGUGUUACCGUUUUUCGUGCUACUGAAUUAACGCCGAGGAGUAACGGGCAACCACGAAAUCCUUACGCCAAAGUUUAUCUUCUUCCUGACAGAAACGAAAUGUCUAAAAGACGAACGAAAACCCUGGCAAACACAAACGAUCCCAAGUGGAACGAAACAUUCGACUACAAUAUAAGAAAGUCGGAACUGAAACGCAAGUGGUUAGAGGUGUCAGUGUGGGAUUUUACAAUUCACGAGGCCAAUGACUUUUUAGGAGAGGCCAUUUUAGAGCUCAACAAUUUAAACGAAAAAUCACCGUGGCUGUGGCAAAAUUUGGUACCGCAUGAAGAACGUCGACCAAUUGGACAAUAUCACGAGCCAUACGAUGACAUAGCGAUAACUCCAGUUGAUUACCAUCUCAGUCCACCCUCGACGGUAUCCCGUCUGAGUGAUUCGGAUACGUCGGAGUACGACAUCACCGAUUGCGACAUACCACGGGAUCAGAGACGAACCGCAGAUGGUGCCAGCAUCAGCAGCCUCGGCAGUUCAUCUAGCCACUAUUCUAGCCCGCCACCGGAGAGAGAGUAUGGAAGUCUGGACAAUGAACACCGCAGUCGGCGGGACAUGUCGUCGACGGGUAGCAAGAGAGCUGCAUUGAUGAUUUCACGCGACCAGCCAGUCUCUAUAUCUGGCUAUCCACAAUGGAGAAAAGACGAACCAACAGCCAGAAGUAUGAUGGGUCAUAGGUCUCACAGUGCAGCGCCUAUGGACUCGCCUUACCUGCGUUAUCGGGGAAGAUCACAAAGUCCGACCGGCCAUCGUUCGUUAUCACCGCCUGAUCACAGAUCGAUACCUUACACCCACGGAUACAUGCCUACAAGAUUUGGGUCGAGAUCAGCGACCGCAACGCCAACGGGAUCACCUAAAAAACGGCAGUUACCACAAACGCCGUUGUUAAAAGAACGGAUGAUGACGCAGGAUGAUGAAAGACAUCGAUUAAUGAGAUAUCCACACAGACUUGUUCAUACUACUUAUCGAAGCACGGGAAUCGGAGGCUGGGAAAGACAUUACAGCGGGCGAUCAGAUUCGGAUCUGCUGUCAUCAAUAGGUCACGAUCCACCAUCUCUACCCCACGCCCACCGACUCCACCACAGAACACGUCGCGGGCACCUAAGCCCCGACAAAGACGUCCUUGGGGACUUCGGGGACUCUGACAUGGAGAGCAUUAUUUCUGUCGCGAGUAGCGCUUUUAGCACUCAGUCAGAACGACCUCGUGGAUCCCGGGCAUUGAUACCGACAGUUAAAAACAUAUUGGUACCCAGUGUCAUAUCCCAUUUGCCUUUACCACCCUUAUUUAUUAGACGCACUAGGCGUAAGCACAAAAUAAAGCAACCUAUCAGCAACAUAAUCACCACUACUAAUAAUAACAACAACAACAAUAGCAUCACCAACAAAAAUAAAGCUAGUAAUAACAAUCUUAACAAUAAAAACAACCGCAUUAGCAUAAGUAAAGAAUGUAAUCAUUAUCAUCCAAUUAGUUAUAGUAUUAAGACCUGGAAACCCCCAUCAAAUAAGUAUCAUAAUCCCGCCACAUUCAUAUCUGAUACCACUAUAGUAAACAAACCUAAAACCACGACCAAUACCUCAACCCUAACCCAAAAUCAUCUCCUCGUACGGAGCAAAUCCGCAGUUGUACGCUCGAUGCACAGAAAACCGCGUGUGCCUAUCGUGAGAUCGCAGACUGUCGACGACAACCUAUUCCGGUACAAUAUCAGCCCCAGCAACGCUACCAGCAGCACCAGUAACUUUAUCAAAGACUUUUGCAUCGAAAAGCCUUCUAAUUCCGCCGAUAACAUCUGCUGCUACUACGAUUACGAUAAUGGGGCCAGAAAUCGGCCCUACUUUCGUUACACCUCCAAGUAUCCGAACCACGAUGACUUCUUCGUCGAUCUAAGAGGCAGAUCCAAAGUAACCCAAGUGCCUAGGCGUGCCAAAAGUGUCGAAUACGAGUCAGUCUCCAGCAACAUCUUCAGCGACGACAGCCUUAGAACCGCAAGGCGAAAAGUUAAGCGAAAUCUAACUGUGACUGGAGACAAACUGCCGUACAUGAACGACCAGAGCAAGUCUUACUACGAUUCAACUGGCGACAGCUCCAAGGCCUCUGAAAGUGUCGUUGAUUCUGAUCAAGACUUCAACAACGAUCUACGUGUAAGUUAUGGCGUAAGAUAUGGUUCUUACUCGGUGUACCUAGACGAGCACCAUGAUGACAAUUUGGACAAUGAUCACCAAAUUGACAGUAUCAUCGACGCCGUAGAAGCUAGCAGUGAGUACGAAAGACACUUAUACAAAAGACGCCUGGAUAGCCAGUUGAGUCGAGCUAAAUCCGAUGACAAUCAUUACGGGAUUGACAAUGAGCACAUUUACUGCAGCAUUGACAGCAAUCCCGAGUGUCAUUACGCAAGCGUUAAUGAUUAUGAUAGUAGUAGAUUAGGAACUAAAGUGCCAAAUAAUUAUUGUGAUAAGUUAGUUGCUAAUGAUGAGUAUUCUCGUGAUAGUUCUGAUGAUCGGUUGCGUCCAGCCAGAAGAACCAAAAGCACUGAUUCGUAUUUAGAAGAUAGUUAUGAUUACCAUCAUGGUAGCUACGAAGACUGCCGUGGUAGAUCGCGUAGUUUUGCCGGAAGAACCGAAAGGGAGCCCUUUAUUUCCUUCGAAGCUGCUUAUGAUGAAUUCGCUCCUCAGGAGCGGAAGAAUGUUAAAGUUUUGGAGAAAGCGGAAUCCUCACCUACCUUGCAUGAAGAUGACCAGUCGAUGGCCGAUUGGGAAGUCUCCCAGUCCAGGCGACUGUCCAGAAGGAGGCGCAACAGCAGUUGUCCAGAAGCUCGCGAUAUCAGGAACCUUGAAAGUCCUUUGACCGAGGCGGUUAGCAUGAAUUUCUUCAUGGGUUCGGAUGAUGACUUUGGAUCGACGGAGACAGUUGUGGCUCCGGAUUAUCGGAAGGACUCGGGGAAGGAAGAGAGUUCUGGAGGAAAGAUCAGGAGGAAUGACGAUGAUCGUCAUCGUGAAGAGUAUUUUAGGAGUCCUGUUAGGACUGAUCGCUCUGGGUCGUAUCCUGGACCAGCCAGACGUGGGUUUGAUGAUGAGCUGGAGUCCACGAGGAGCCGCAAGACCAGUUGUCCAGAGUGCAGGGACUUGUGGCGCGAGCAUCAUUACACUGUCGCCUAUCCAGAUGGUAGGAAAUCCUCUCGCGGUUCUGCUGAUGGUGAUUGGUCGAGGGAGUUCUGUCCAGACUGCCCCCCGGAACGGGCGAAGAAGCCCCGGGAAGGAGCUCGAGAUGUUGGGAAGAGCAAGAAGAGCGAUAGGCGAUUGGCUGGUGAUGAACGCGAACAAAGUGGCAGCAAAAGGAACGUCGCGAUAAGUGACACGCUCGAGUACUACGAGUACUCGAUGGAAAGCGAGAGCCAGUGCAGCGAAAAUUGCGGAUUUGGCCCGUAUGACUUAUCACUUAGGCCCCGAAACCGAGCACCCCGCCCCGGUAACGCUAAUUCAAAUAUCUUUGAUUCCCAAACCGCUACCUCCGACACUGAUAAAAAUCACCCACGGGUCAACGAUCGUCGUUAUGAUACCGUUCCACGACGCAAACGCCGUGAUUCGUCCGUUAAUGCCAAUGAUGCUGCCAAUGAUGACACUGGUACGUCCUUGAAAUCUGGUUAUAAAUCGACUGACCAUCUCUCCAAAUCGUCCGUUGAUUCCGUCCGAAUCAAUUCCAAUGAUCGUACUGCCAAUCCUGAUAAUCUUCCACGAAAACGCAGUGGUGAUUACAACAGUCCUGGUGGCUCCUACGAGAAGAACACCAGGCAUCAGGUCACCGGUAAUGGCCACAAUGGGCAUCCCAAGAGAGGACAGUUCAGCAGGAGUCUCAGCAAUGCUGACGGACCGCCUGAUGAAAAAGUUGCUGACGGAAGUUUGAGUGACACCGCGGUGGGUCUCCACGUGGAAGAAGCAGCCCGCAGAGCAAGGAAAAGUUCUCCAGGUAGCAAAAGCGGAAGCGGGAGCAGCAGCGGUGGCGGAAGCGCCGUGCAAUACCAAGCCGGCUUAGGAAAAAAGAGUAAUAGCACUAGCCAGCUCUCCGCGACAGAGUGCAUCAGCGUGGUCGGAUCCAACUUGGACUCAAGGAGCUCUGGUAUUGUUACCCGUAAGCGGAACAGCACCCCGAGCAGCUUUCAGAGGUCCCAGGAGGUCGUGCCGAUGUACCAAAGGCUUGGUGCCACCAAACAACCGGGUUCGGUGGCCAGCGACACCGCCGGAUCCCUCAACUCGAUCUCGAGUUCUGAAGCAAGUUCUUGGUCUCCGUGUUUGAGAUCGACGGGCGAAGGAGGGCAACUCAGUGAAUUUAUCGACGGCCUUGGACCGGGUCAAUUAGUUGGCAGACAAGUACUUGGAGCAUCUUCACUUGGUGACAUACAGUUGGCCCUGAAUUAUACCAAGGGCUAUUUAGAAGUCGAAGUUGUUAGGGCAAGAGAUCUCCAGCCGAAACCAGGCAGUAAAGUACUUCCAGCUCCUUAUGUUAAAGUUUACUUGGUGAACGGUAAAAAAUGUAUAGCCAAAGCGAAAACGACUACAGCGAGGAAAACAUUAGAGCCUUUUUAUCAGCAGCCUCUAGCUUUUAGAGAAAAUUUCCAAGGUUGCAUUUUGCAGAUAAUGUUAGACGAUCUGAAUCUCAAUGAAAUGGUGUUCGGAUGGUACAAACUCUUCGGCACCACGUCCCUGGUCAGUGGUCCUCCAUCAGUAGUUUUGUCCCGUCGAUCUUCGGCCAACUCUUUGGAUUCACUAAAACUC